AUGGGCAAAAUAAUUUGUCCGGAUAUAAAUGUUUGGUCUAAUGUUGAAGGUCUCAAACCAAACACAUCAUUAAACUUCAUUUAUUUACCUGCAGAAUUCGAAAUUAGAAAUUGUCAAUUCAUUAAUAUAAGUUUAUUAGAAAAUAGCGGAUCAGCAAUUAAUAUUGAGCAGCCACAUUAUAAGUAUUAUCUACAAGAUCCUAAGAUUACUAUAGAUUCAUGUUAUUUUUGCGAAUGUGUAAGUGAAUCAAGUCCUGGCGCCAUUGGUGUUGAUUACGGAUCUGCUAAAGUUAAUAUCAAUAAAAUGUGUGCAUUAAAUUACGGCGGAUCCAUUGUCACAAUCUUCUAUAUUUCUUCACAAUCAGCUGUUAAUUUUACAUCAUCGACAAUAAACUCGAAUUCUCAAAUAGCUAUGCAGUUUGAUAACUUUGCAUUUUCUUUUAAAUGCCCUGGACGUGAUACUUCAUAUAUAAGAGGAACAAAUCAAACAAAAGGAACUUAUUAUAAAGCAAUAAGUGAAGCUAUUAAUGUUUUAGUUUCGUAUUGCCACUACGAAAAAUUGGCUUCAACAAGUCUAUUGAAUUAUAAAUUAUCAUCAAUAGACCAUUGCAAUUUUAUUGACAUUAAAUGUGAUUUCAAUGUAAUUGCUACAAUAACAAGGGAUAUUCUUGAAAGUAUUAAUUAUUCUGAUUGCAUAUUUAUUCGAACAAAUUACCUUGAACUUUUUGAUAAUCGUACUGUUCCGAAAGAAAAUGGAGUAUUUGAAGGAAAAUACAAUGAUCUAUCAAAGUAUAUGAUUGAUAGUUGCGAUUUUAUUAAAAACAAGAAAGAUCAUUCGCUUGUUAUUAUCAUAACCACCGUUGUGAUUUCAUCAGCUCUUGUUAUAAUUGUAGUCUUGGCUACUUUUAAAGUCUACAGGAAACAUCAGAUUGUUAUUGAAGAACGUUCUGAAUUAGAGCGCAGUAUUGACGCUGAUUUUGGAUAA
Messenger RNA from Trichomonas vaginalis G3, 984 nucleotides. RefSeq lists its product as uncharacterized. Bases 1 to 984 code for a protein of 327 amino acids. The record is from RefSeq and is a predicted model, not a curated record. Lineage: Eukaryota; Parabasalia; Trichomonadida; Trichomonadidae. The transcript has a single exon.